This is a messenger RNA of Anopheles coustani, 1485 nucleotides long. RefSeq names its product protein hedgehog (gene hh). Bases 1 to 1485 code for a protein of 494 amino acids. Gene Ontology annotation, molecular function: patched binding; calcium ion binding. The transcript has 3 exons. The record is from RefSeq and is a predicted model, not a curated record. Gene Ontology annotation, biological process: cell-cell signaling; protein autoprocessing; multicellular organism development. NCBI's taxonomy places the organism in Eukaryota, Metazoa, Arthropoda, Insecta, Diptera, Culicidae.
AUGGGCAGCUGGCGACACAGUGCGAGCGGGGAUCCCACGGGAAUGCUAGCAACGGCCGGUGCGGCAGCGGCGGAAGCAACGGUGACAGAAAACAGUGCCGGGCGGUCCACUUCCGCGCUGGGAUUCACCGCGAUGGAUUUGUCGGCGUCGGUCGCCAGUGAAGUGCAGUGCGGAAGGUCGGAGGGGCCAGUGGGGGUGGAGGGGCGGUGUGACGAGGAGCUGCCCGCCCGGUUGCGGGCUGGCGGCGGGGCCAACCGAGCUCACCGGCGCCAGAGGACUGUGUUGCUGCUGGUGGCCCUGCUCGCCCUGGUGCAGCUGCUGCCGGGGGUGGAGUCGUGCGGGCCGGGCCGUGGCAUUGGGGGGCCGCGGCGGACGCGGAAGCUGCUGCCGCUGGUCUUCAAGCAGCAUGUGCCGAACGUAAGCGAAAACUCGCUGUCCGCGUCCGGCAUGCAGGAGGGAGCGAUCUCGCGCAACGACAGCAAGUUCCGCAAUCUCGAAACGAACUACAACAAGGAUAUCAUCUUCAAGGACGAGGAGGGCACGGGUGCCGACCGUGUGAUGACGCAGCGCUGCAAGGAAAAGCUGAACAUCCUGGCGGUGUCGGUGAUGAACCAGUGGCCCGGCCUCCGGCUGAUGGUGACGGAGGGCUGGGACGAGGACCACAUGCACGCGCCCGAGUCGCUGCACUACGAGGGCCGGGCGGUCGACAUCAUGACGUCCGACAAGGACCGCUCGAAAAUCGGCAUGCUGGCCCGGCUUGCGGUCGAGGCCGGCUUCGACUGGGUGUUCUACGAGAGCCGCAACCACAUCCACUGCUCCGUCAAGUCAGAUUCAUCGCAGGCGAACCACGCGAGCGGCUGCUUCACCGGCGACAGCACCGUCCUGACGGAGAGUGGCGCGCACCGGAAGCUGAGCGAGUUGCGGAUCGGCGAGCGGGUGCAGGCGGUGGACGCCACCGGCCACACGGUCUUCAGCGAGGUGCUGAUGUUCAUGGACCGGGACACGCACCAGCGGCGCGAGUUCGUGACGAUCGAGGCGGAGGGUGGCGCGCUGCUGCACGUCACGCCCGCCCACCUGGUGAUGGUGUGGCGCCGGGAGCGCUCCGAGACGCGCUUCGUGUUCGCCGAUCGGGUGCGCGAGGGCGACCACGUGCUGGUACAGGCGGCGGAUGGGACGUUGGAGCCACGGCGCGUCCACCGGAUAUCGGCCACGCUGGCGGCGGGGGUGUACGCGCCGUUGACGCGCGAGGGCACGAUCGUGGUGGACCGGGUGGCCGCGUCCUGCUACGCGCUCAUCGACAGCCAGACGGUGGCGCACUGGAGCUUCCUGCCGUACCGGGUCGCGCAGAAGCUGGGCGCACUCUUCGAGCGGAGCAGUGCCGCCGACAGCCUCAGCCUGCCGCGCCACGAGGGCAUCCACUGGUACGCCAAGUCGCUGUACGCCAUCAAGGACUACCUGAUCCCGGCGAACUGGCUCUACCACUGA